CAGUUGAACACGUUUCAUCCACUCCUGGAAACUCCGGGUGAUCCCUGGACGUUAUGGGCGUACCUACGUGGUCCCGCAUCACAGAGGAGUAAGGUGAGGGGACGGGGUCACAUCUCCAUAAAUACUUGGUGCGCGCGGAGACUUUGGAUGUACCCUGGAGGAGUAAAUACUGCCGGAGGAGCAUCGCGCACGGGACAGGAGCGGCGACUUUCCUGCAAGCUGAUUCCUCAUCUGUAGGAGAGGGGCUGAGCGGCGUACAACGGCAAAACGCGUGAAAAAAACAAACACCUUGCGGUGCCUCUUGUUUGAUAUGGGAAGUCUAUGAUUCCAUAUCGGCAGAGGUAUACAUUUUCUUCCCCACAGAGUGCGAUGUAGCUCACCUCCACGGCCCGGAGAGAACUACUUGUCAAGAUGACAGCGCUUACACCUUUGAGCCGCGCUGUGCUCGGACUCGCCUGGAGCUGCCUGAGUUUUCUGUCCUGCGCUCAUUGCGGGUUAAGUGACAACCAUGUGCACUCCAGUUUUAUUUACAGGAGGUUGCGCAAUCACGAGCGCAGGGAGAUCCAGAGAGAGAUCCUCUCCAUCCUGGGCUUGCCCCACCGGCCGAGGCCCUUCUCUCCCGGGAAGCAGGCGUCCUCCGCGCCGCUCUUCAUGCUCGACCUGUACAACGCCAUGGCCGUGGAGGAGGAGGAGGAGGUGGCGAGGGUGCAGCAGCAGCAGCAGCAGCAGCAGCAGCAGCAGGGCGCGGGCAAGAGCUUCGGUGCCAAGGCUCAAGGGCACUCCAGGAAAGGGUACUACAGCCCCCAGCAUGCCGGGUACUCGCGUGUGGCGCAGCCUUACCGCGCGGCCCCUCUGUUAGGCCACAGCCCCGCGCUCACCUCAGCGCACGACACCAACUUUCUCAACGACGCCGACAUGGUCAUGAGUUUUGUCAAUUUAGUCGAGAAAGAUAAAGAUUUUUCUCAUCAGCGACGACACUACAAGGAGUUCCGUUUUGAUCUGACUCAGAUCCCGGACGGAGAGGCGGUGACUGCUGCAGAGUUUCGGAUCUACAAGGACCGCAGUCAUUCCCGCUACGACAAUAUCACUCUGAAGGUUUCCAUAUAUCAAGUCAUCAAGGAAUAUCAAAACAAAGACGCAGAGACGUUCUUGCUUGACUCCAAAAAGGUCCAGGCGUCCGAUGGGGGCUGGCUAGUGUUUGACAUCACAGCCACCAGUAACCACUGGGUGAUGAACCCACAGCAGAACUUGGGCCUGCAGCUCUGUGUGGAGACUGUUGAUGGACGAAGUAUCAACAUAAAGUCUGCUGGAAUCAUUGGGAGGAAUGGGCCUCAGUCCAAACAGCCGUUCCUGGUUGCUUUCUUCAAGGCCAGCGGGGUGUUGCUUCGCUCUGUCAGAGCUGCUGGGGGGAAGAAGAAGAACCACAAUCGCAAUAAAUCAACCAGUCAACAAGAAUCAUCUAGGGCACCGAAACCCGGAGAUCACAACACAAGCGAACAGAAGCAAGCCUGCAAGAAGCAUGAACUUUAUGUAAGCUUUCGAGACCUGGGCUGGCAGGAUUGGAUCAUUGCGCCUGAGGGCUACGCUGCUUUCUACUGCGACGGCGAAUGCUCUUUUCCACUCAACGCACACAUGAACGCAACAAAUCACGCCAUCGUCCAAACCCUGGUCCAUUUAAUGUUUCCUGACAAUGUGCCAAAGCCAUGCUGCGCCCCGACCAAGCUCAACGCAAUAUCAGUGCUCUACUUCGACGACAGCUCGAACGUCAUCCUCAAGAAAUAUAGAAAUAUGGUAGUUAGGUCUUGUGGCUGCCAUUAGUGGCCAGGGGGGUGGGGGGGUGGCGGGGGGGUAACUUUUAAUUUAUACUAUCUGGGACAGGAAUCGCUGGAAAACACAUCUGCAGCAGGUGUGAUGUGAUGUACAGUAUUAUGUAUAUAAAGUUUUAUUAUCUAAUUUAUUUUAUUUUCUUUUUUUUUAAAUAGCACUGAAUAUUUUAAUAUUUGAAUGAUUAGGACAAAUUGUUGAUUUUUACUUUGCAACAUUUAUCAUUUAACUUUUGUGUCCGUUGGCAUAUACUCUCUUAGUUACCGUUUGUAUGAUAACUUUUAUGAGAUAACUAUUCACUGGAGACAUCAUGAUACAUAAGAUCGCUUCCCCUCCUGCUUGUUUUAUCCUCCUUCACGGUACACUUGUGCUAUAAAUGCUCUCUGAGAUUGCAGUACGUGAUUUGUUUUCCUCUAUGUUAAUUUUGUACGUUUUUUUUUUUUUUUUUCUGUGUGAUGGACCAAUAAAUGACUGAUACAAAGAGAAUAAUGUUACAAAUGCAGCAACACAAGUUAUUUUAACAAAGGAGAACUCAAGGUGAUGCUGUUAACUUUAAUAUCACAACACGAACAGGCUUUUUUGAAAAUCCAAUUGGCUCGCUGGGAGGAAAACGUAGUGAGUGUUCUCUAAUCUAAACCAAACUGCCCAAAGCUAUUUUCAAGCUGUCACCGUCUUUCAGCACUGAUACUGUUUCACCUUUUACACGCCAGCUUUUUUUUUUUUUUUUUUUUUUUUAUAAGAGAGUGUGUCCUCAGAAGGGGAUUAUGUCAGUCUGGAAUGAACACUGUUUUCUCAUUCCUCUGCGGACUGCAAAUGUCACUCCUCCGCACUAAUUCUAGCAAGUGUUUCGGGAAAGUAUAUCUUCAUGUAGAGUGUUGUGUAUUUUAAUAAAUGUACCA
Messenger RNA from Acanthopagrus latus (yellowfin seabream), 2723 nucleotides. RefSeq names its product bone morphogenetic protein 5 (gene bmp5). The coding region runs from base 412 to 1818 and encodes 468 amino acids. The transcript has 7 exons. The record is from RefSeq and is a predicted model, not a curated record. Gene Ontology annotation, biological process: SMAD protein signal transduction. Gene Ontology annotation, molecular function: cytokine activity; growth factor activity. NCBI's taxonomy places the organism in Eukaryota, Metazoa, Chordata, Actinopteri, Spariformes, Sparidae. Gene Ontology annotation, cellular component: extracellular region.